Molecule: messenger RNA, 1479 nt
Organism: Aegilops tauschii subsp. strangulata
Lineage: Eukaryota; Viridiplantae; Streptophyta; Magnoliopsida; Poales; Poaceae
Product: F-box/kelch-repeat protein At5g42350-like
Cellular component (GO): SCF ubiquitin ligase complex
Molecular function (GO): protein binding
Source: RefSeq, a predicted model, not a curated record
AGCCGGACCGGACCGGUCGCCGCUCGCCAUUUUGCAGAUACCCCCCUGACGUUUUGCCAAAUAAACCGAUGGCCUCGCUCCUUGCCUGCACCUAGAGGGGCCGCGCGCGGCCACGACGCCCUGGCUGUUCCUGUUCGGGGAUCGAGGCGAACGGUGGCUGGGGUGCGUCCGCCGCCGCCACGGCCGUGCACGCGCUCGACGCGCACCGGUGACGCAGGGUCGGGGCGGCCCCGCUCAAAGGUAGGUUCUUGUUCUCCAUCGUGGGCGUCGGGGACGAGCUCUACGUUGUCGACGGCCGCUCCGAGGGGUCGAGCGCCGACUCUGUCAAGACCAAGACGUAGAAGGUAGUCAUUGUGUCCAGCCCCCUCAUCGGCGCGACCGGCCCGGUCACGGCCGGUGCUGGAGGCGUUUGAGAUGUCCGCCAGUCGCAGCUUUGUGCACGCCCGCGUCGAGAAGCAUAUCCGGCGCGCCAACACCGGCGGCAAGUUCCGGCUGGGAGGCACCUCCGCCGUGUACGAGGACCCGCAUGGGCUCUCACUCCGGUGGCUCCGUCUCAGGGAUGUACUGAACGAGGACACCGAUUCCACUGGCCCAGCUCACGGUCACGGCAAGGUUGCCAAGCAAGAGAAACAGCCAGCUCAGGCAAGGCAAGCUCUUAUCGCUGUGGGUGGCCGAGGGCCAUGGGACGAGCCCCUCGUGUCCGGCGAGAUAUACAAUCCGAUGAUCGACAAAUGGGUUGAGAUCGCCUGGUUCCCCACCGACGUCGGCCUGGCAUGCUCCGGCGCCGUCUGCGGCGACACGUUCUACGUCUACUUCGAGUCCGACACGCUCGUCGCCUACCAUCUCGACGCCGGCUCAUGGUCCGUCGUCCAGACGUCCCGGCCGCCGCCACGGCUCCGAGACUACACGCCGGCGCUGGUCUGCUGCGCGUCCAGGCUGUUCAUGCUCUGCGUCUCGUGGUGUGACCCGGCGAAUCAAAGGGACAAGGUGGUGCGGAAGGUGUUCGAGAUGAACCUCGGCUCGACACCGCUGCUCCAGUGGACCGAGGCGUCCGCACACCCGGACGCACCCAUGGAUUCCAACAGUGUUCGCCGCCGGCCAGGACAGGAUCAACUUGUAGAGAUGUUCAGAAUCUUCGACAAGAUCCUCGACUUCGCGACGGCUUGCCGGGUCUCGGGCAGCGAGCAGAGCUGGAGCCACAUCGCCCGGGAGAACGCGGCCGCCAUGUCCUGCCCGUUGAAAUCCUUGGCCGUGCUGCUUCUCUGAAGAUCGCCGAUGUGUACUCUGUUUUUCUUUUCCACUUACACUGAUGAUUUGUUUGUUGCCAUGAGCUGUUGAUUGAUGUGCAGCUCGGUAAAGCCAUUCCAUUGCAUUGCAUUGCAUUGCCUGCUGUGAUUGUUCAUGCUGAGUUUGUUCAAUAUGAUUUGAAGAGAGAGAGAGAGAGAGAGAGAGAGAGAGAGAGAUUGUUCAGAGACGAAG